Molecule: messenger RNA, 418 nt
Organism: Strongylocentrotus purpuratus (purple sea urchin)
Lineage: Eukaryota; Metazoa; Echinodermata; Echinoidea; Camarodonta; Strongylocentrotidae
Exons: 3
Coding region: 104-418 (104 amino acids)
Source: RefSeq, a predicted model, not a curated record
UCUUGUAAACAGAAAAGGCUAAUCACCUCGUCUUUGUACAUUAAGUUCAUGUUCAAGACUUUUAUACAUUCCCACAUUUCGUUCGUUGUAAUAAGAGAACAGUAUGGAUUCAUCAAGCAACACAUCGGCUACUUUUGAGCCCAUCCCUUGGGAGUUUGACGUGGACAACGUCCAUUACUGGGUCCACUAUGGCCUCGUCAUCUUUGGUGCAGUCUUUACACUUAUCUCCUUCGUGGUUCAGUUUCGGGAGCCCGCCACCUACGGUAAACACGAGGACAAGGUGAGCUCUUAUAAGGAGGUCACCGAAAAUGGAGCUACUCGUGUCGAACUUACUGAUGGAGAUGAUGUAUCGGCAACUGAACAAGACUCAAUAACACAACUACAGAGAAAAGAUGAGACAGCUAUAAGGAGGUUGUGA